UGCUCAGUUUACAGUUGGAGCUCGGGCGACGAAAAUGGCGUCAGCCAAGUUCCUUGAGGAAGCACUGAGCACGGACGUCGACGAGUCCGCGGUGAGCGCGAUCGUAGGCUCGCUCGAGACUCAGCUGGUAGCUGGGCCCUCGCAGCAGCCCCAAUCCCAAGCGCAGCCGUCCAGCGCCGCUGGUCAGACGCCGCCGCCGGCAGUAGAAGUGAUACAGCCACCCGCCGGCCCACCACCACCACCACCACCACCACCGCCACAGGCACAGCCGCAGCAGCAAACUCAGUCCGCCGAUGCAGCAGUCGCAAUAUCUAACACAAGCGGGACGAGUGAGCCGACGGUAGCCGCGUCGUUAUCUGCCUUGUCUCAGCAGCAACAGAACUCCAUCGUAACCAACUCGAGUAGCGGUAGCAGCAAUCAUCCACAGAGCAACGGAACCCCCGCCCCCAUGACGGCGGCUGCGACGGCCGCUGCCCCGGUGCCCUCGCCGCCCACGCUCACCACCACCACCCAUUUACAGCAAUUGCCCGUCGUCGUCAAGACCGAGCCCCAGCAGCAGCAGCAAAGUCAACAGUCCUCGGCAUCACAGCAGCAGCACAUUGUUAAUGGAGUUAUCGGACCAGGGCCGAGCCUCGACGGUAGAGGUGGCGGCACUGCAGGCAACGCCGAAAACAGUGUCCCGAGUGCACCCCAACCUCAGCUACAAAUGGUCAAUAGCGUGGCCACGCCGUCGACUCCUCAUCAGCAACAACAGCAGACGCCUUCUACUCCUUCGCCUGCCGUUGGCCAGCUGACGACUACCAAGUUGCAGACUUUAGCGACGCCGGUCAAUGUGGUCACGGCGGCCAAUGCUGUAGCGCAGGUCAAUGCCCAGCAGGUGCAUCAGCAACCAGUACAGGCGGUUCAGCCCGUCCAGACCGCACAAACGGUCGUCUCGCAGCCACAAUCGUCACAGCCUCUGCAGCAGCAACAGCAGUUCAUGGCUCAGGUAACGAGCAACCAAGUCACCAGUAAUCAGAGCCUUGUUCAACAACAACAACAACAACAACAACAACAACAACAACAACAACAGCAACAACUCACUGCUCUAGCCAAGGUCGGCGGUGAGCACGUUAAGAUUGUUUAUCCAAACAGUGGGCAGGUCAUUAGUGGUGGUGUCGCCGUCAAUGCCAAUAACAAACUCACGUUUCCCGCUCAGAGCGUUUCCCAACUUGCCAAUGGUACUCUAGGUGUCGUUACUACCCAGCAGCCUAUGCAGCUGCUCCAGAGUACCACGCACAGUAGCAUUAGCAGCAGUAGUACUGUGAUGAGCACACAGACCACUACUACUAAUCAGGCUUCACAGUUGGUGCAGCAGAUGCAGCAGCAACAACAACAACAACAGCAGAUGCAGCAGCAACAACAGCAGCAGCAGAUGCAGCAACAACAACAACAACAACAACAACAACAACAACAGCAGCAGCAACAGGCCGUUAAUGUGAAUAAAUCGACUGCACUAGUGAUAAAGACUAGCACGCCAGGUGGUAUGGUCUCUGUUCCGAUGUCAGUCCCAGCGACGGUGGCCGCAGGCAUGGCUAACGCGACUGCCCAGCAGCAAGCAGGCAAGCCUGCUGGUGCCGCAUCUGCUACUACCCUUGUGCCCGGCAACGUGCAGAUACUCAAUGUUAAUGCCGUGCGCUCUGGCACUCCAGUUACAGGCCAGCAGGCAAGUAAACCCGUCAACAGGGUCGUGAUUGCCCAGGGUCAUCAGCACGUUAUGGCAGGAAGAACGGGAACCCCUGGGAUAACGCUACAGACUCUACAGAGCUUACAAGCAUCACCAGGCCAGCAGUUACUAUUGAAGACAGAGACUGGCCAAUACCGUUUGGUGACGCUGGGCCCACCAGGAGCACAAUUAGCUAACAACAUAAAUGCGGGCAAUGCCACAGCUGCGGUCGCGGUGGCGUCGCCCGGAGCUGGUGGCACAACGACCUAUCGCCUGGCCACUCUGCCAGCUGUAAGUAGGCUGAACGCACAGUUCACUGGUCCACCACUCGCCACGAUAAGAAAGCCGAUUCAGACUGUAGCUCCUACAGUAACAACUACAACAGUGACUCCAGUAACUUCGACGAUAGUCGCCGCGACAACUACGGCGCCGACACCGGCCGUAACGACUGCACAGCCGAGCCCGGCUACAGUCCAGCGUCAGACUACGGACAAUAAUACCAAAGAAAAGUGCCGUAAAUUCCUAGCAAACUUGUUAGAGUUGUCUAGUCGAGAACCGAAGAAUGUGGAACGAAACGUUCGAACCCUCAUUCAGGAACUGAUCGACGGUAGAGUCGAGCCAGAAACGUUCUGCGAGCGACUUGAGAGGCUGCUCAAUGCCUCGCCACAGCCCUGUUUAAUAGGAUUUUUAAAAAAGAGUCUGCCGUUGCUCCGACAGUCACUAAUCGCCAGGGAACUAAUGAUUGAAGGUAUAAGACCGCCUUUAGCCACUGCAGUAUUUCCCAUGGGCUCGACUAUUGCACAGGUUCAGCAAAAUCAAGUCAGACCGACCGUAGCUGUAGCGCCUGGGGUUGUUGCUGCAGGUGCGCCCACCCCGACGCAAAUUGUCGCAUCUGCCGCUACUGUUGCAGGCUCACCAUCUGCUGGUACGCAAGUACGAGUAGUAGCACCACUUGCGGGAGUUACAAGCGUACCCCGACCACCUCAGCCAAUGGUUCAGCAAAGACUGAAUUCAGAAAAACCAGCAACUGUUAAGACGGAAAAGACAGUUAACAAAAAAAUUAAAGAUUUUUGUACUAAUAAACUAUUGUUUAUCUGUGUUAUUUUAGUGACUAGUUAUGGUUUAGAAGAACCUAACCAAGAGGUUGCUUCAUUGAUAUCUCACGCAGCUCAAGAGAGGCUAAAAAAUUUAGUUGAAAAAUUAGCCAUUAUAGCGGAACACAGGAUAGAUCUCAAUAAAAUCGAUCCCAGGUACGAAGUAACGCAAGAUGUGAGGUCACAGUUGAAAUUCUUGGAAGAAUUAGACAAGGUCGAACGUAAGCGACACGAAGAACAAGAAAGGGAAGCUCUGAUGAAGGUGGCAAAAAGCAGAUCGAAAAUAGAAGAUCCAGAACAAGCUAAACUCAAAGCAAAGGCGAAAGAGAUGCAAAGAGUUGAAAUGGAGGAGGCACGCCAACGCGAAGCUAAUCAGACAGCAUUACAAGCUAUCGGACCACGUAAAAAACCAAAACUUGAUCUCGGUGCUGCUUCUGGAAACAGCACAAGUGGCAUUGGUAAUCUCGGAGCUGGUGGUCUUGGAUUUAACCGACAGCUUCCACUACGACCUCGUCUUAAGCGUGUCAACUUUCGUGACCUGCUUUUUCUCCUGGAACAAGAGAAAGAAAUGUGUCGUUCCACGACCCUUUACCGGUCCUAUUUAAAGUGAUCCUCCAAUGUGACUGGAGCUAUUCCUUAUGUCGUCGUUAUCACAACUUGAACAGUUUGGUUUGAUACUGACAUUAAAUAACAAUCAUUCACACUGUGCUCUUGUGCUCGUUACUAAUGAGACAGACUUGCAGUGCCGGUGUUGUGACUGUGAGCGUUUAGUUUUAUAUGUUGUUGUUUUUUUUUUUUUUUAAAGCGCCGUUGUUGCAGCUGCCAUCAACAUUUUUAUGGUUAACGUAUUAGUGGGGUUUACAUCUCGGGCGGGCAAUAAGUAAACGGACGUUUGUGUUGUCAAAGUGAUCGUCGAUAUGUAAGUUUCUCUUAUACAUUUGUAAAUUUGACUGAGGUCGCAGUGGGGAAUGUAGACGAGAGUUAGUUUGGUGUAAGAUAAAUAGCAUAUCUUUAUUUCACGUCCUUCCGUCACUUUAUCUUCUAUUCUAGUUAAUUUUGAUUUUUCUUUUUAUCUGACCAAGUUACUCAUUGAGCAAUCGGGAAAAUGUUGCCUUGGUUAAAAGGUUUCAUUGAAAAUAAUGGAUCUUCAUAGUUGUCAUAAAGUUAUUUUAUUUUAUGGAAUAAUUCGCUUCUGUUUGAGUUAUAUCAUCACAAUUAGGGUUCACGUGUAGCAAAGGCUGUGUUCUUGCAUGCAAUUAUUAAAAAAAAAA
Messenger RNA from Copidosoma floridanum, 4070 nucleotides. Its product is annotated as transcription initiation factor TFIID subunit 4. The record is from RefSeq and is a predicted model, not a curated record. Gene Ontology annotation, cellular component: transcription factor TFIID complex. Gene Ontology annotation, molecular function: DNA binding; RNA polymerase II general transcription initiation factor activity; protein heterodimerization activity. Gene Ontology annotation, biological process: DNA-templated transcription; transcription initiation at RNA polymerase II promoter. NCBI's taxonomy places the organism in Eukaryota, Metazoa, Arthropoda, Insecta, Hymenoptera, Encyrtidae.